AUGGAGACUAAAAUACCACUUGUACAGUCAGUAGCAAACAUCAUAGACAAGGCGAUAUGCUGCUACUCUACAGAGCCAGACACAGAAUCAAACCGGAAUGUCCCUGGAGAGAUCGCCGGAAUCGACCACAGGGUCGAAAGGUCGCUCGUUCGACGAUUGGAUUUGAUAUUACUCCCAACCCUUUCAUUGGUCUACCUAACGCACAGCCUUGACCGUGCCAAUCUCGGAAAUGCCAAAACCUCAACCCUAGAACGAGAUCUCGGUCUCGUAGGGAAUCAAUAUUCAUUGCUCCUAAUCCUCUUCUACAUCCCUUACUCCAUAUUCGGUAUCCCCGCCACAAUCCUUGCCAAACAAUACAGCUCAGCACUAGUCAUUCCAUUGUUGGUCCUGGGAUGGGGAAGUCUAGCCAUGAUCCAGGCGGCAGCCAAAGACUUCGGCGGGAUGAUGGCUUGCAGAAUCAUACUGGGCACGAUGGAGGCUGGUUUUCUGCCGUGUGCGAUUUUCUAUUUGUCAAUGUUUUAUACGAAAACGGAGUUGGCGAAGCGGCUGUCUGUUUUUUUCCUUAUGGGGUUCAUUGCCAGUGCUAUCAGCGGCCUCAUAUCCUGGGGCGUAUUCCAAUGGGACCGCUCCCUUAAAGACAGCGUCCAGAAAUCGCGAUACUUCACCCCUGCUCAAAUACAAUGCGCCUCUUUAAGGCUUGAGCACAACCCGGAAAAUGAAUUCAAUUUCAAAGAAGGCUUCAUAGUGCUCAUGGACUGGAAAAUAUGGCUUUUCGCCCUUUCGGGGUUGUUGUAUGGUGUGGGCGCGACAAGUACAUCCAACUUCUUACCCGUUAUGAUCCAACGGCUGACCCAGGACACUGUGCGAGCAAAUCUGUAUACCAUUGGCCCUAAUCUGACGGGCGCGUUUUUCAUGUAUGUUGGUUGCUGGGUCUCAGACAGCAUACAACAGCGCGGUCUGGUUUCGAUUGUGGUUGUCUCUGUAUCGAUGAUAGGUUGGAUUCUCUUGGGGACAUUGGAUCUGGUGGAUCAUGUCAAACUCGGGUAUUUCCUUACUUACCUAUUAACUUUCGGCACAUUCGUCCCUCUCCUUCUUGUCCCAGCGUGGGUAGGUGCAAAUACGCGGACUACUUCUUCUCGUGCGGUGGCAUUGGGAUUCUUGUCUACGAGUGCAAACUUGGGAGGGAUUGUGUCGUCUGGAGUGUACAGAGCGCAGGAUGCGCCGACUUAUAGACCCGCAUUGAUUACGGUGUUUUUGUGUCAGGCUGUUUUUGUGAUGAUUUGUAUCGUGAUGAGGGCUGUUUAUGCGAGGAUGAAUCGGGAUUUGGCGAGGGGGGUAGCUGUUGUUGUUGAGGGGGUUGAAGUGAGAAGAGGGUUUAAAUUCAUGCUGUAG
Molecule: messenger RNA, 1392 nt
Organism: Talaromyces marneffei
Lineage: Eukaryota; Fungi; Ascomycota; Eurotiomycetes; Eurotiales; Trichocomaceae
Exons: 4
Coding region: 1-1392 (463 amino acids)
Biological process (GO): transmembrane transport
Cellular component (GO): membrane
Molecular function (GO): transmembrane transporter activity
Source: RefSeq, a predicted model, not a curated record